Molecule: messenger RNA, 4651 nt
Organism: Melanotaenia boesemani (Boeseman's rainbowfish)
Lineage: Eukaryota; Metazoa; Chordata; Actinopteri; Atheriniformes; Melanotaeniidae
Gene: g3bp2a
Product: G3BP stress granule assembly factor 2a
Exons: 13
Coding region: 193-1722 (509 amino acids)
Cellular component (GO): cytosol; ribonucleoprotein complex
Molecular function (GO): mRNA binding
Source: RefSeq, a predicted model, not a curated record
UAAAUCUUCAAUCUCUGAUACAGCGGAGAUCAUACAGUGGUGGUUAGUGGAGGGUUGGAAUCAAAUCGUUUAAUCUGAGAUACUUUGUAGCUCAGAACAGUUUACAGAGGGUUACUUCUGCGAAUUUAUUUAAUUUAAUUCUGUCUACUUAGAUAGGUACUUCAUAAGCACUUAAUAUUGUUUACCAAAGAAAUGGUGAUGGAGAAGCCAAGUCCCCUGCUUGUAGGGCGGGAGUUUGUGAGGCAGUAUUACACACUUUUAAACAAGGCACCAGAUUUUCUACACAGGUUCUAUGGGAGGAAUUCAUCCUUUGUUCAUGGAGGACUUGACCCCAGUGGAAAGGUGGCAGAAGCAGUUUAUGGCCAGGCGGAAAUCCACAAGAAGGUCAUGUCACUGCAGUUUAGUGAAUGCCACACAAAGAUCAGGCAUGUUGAUGCCCAUGCUACUCUGAGUGAUGGAGUGGUCGUGCAGGUCCUCGGAGAACUGUCGAACAAUGGUCAGCCUAUGAGGAAAUUCAUGCAGACAUUUGUGCUUGCUCCAGAAGGUUCGGUGGCCAACAAGUUCUACGUCCACAAUGACAUCUUCUGUUAUGAAGACGAGGUCUUUGGAGACUCUGAGGCUGAGCUUGAUGAAGAAUCAGAGGAGGAAGUUGAAGAGGAGCCAGAGGAGAGGCAGCCAUCCCCUGAGCCACUUCAGGAAAGCCCCAACAGUACCACCUACUAUGAACCCCACCCUGUCACUAAUGGGGUAGAGGAGCCCAUGGAGGAGCCAGCUCCAGAGCCAGAGCCUGAGCCUGAGCCAGAGCCCAAAGCAGAGGAGAUAAACCCCGAAGAAGAUGAGAAAGUUAUGGAAGAAAUGGAGGAGAAGGCACAGUCACCAGCACCUGUUGAGUCUCCACCAACCACACAGGAGACUCCCAAGACUUUCUCCUGGGCUUUGGUGACCAGUAAAAACCUGCCUCCUACUGGCACAGUCACUUCCUCUGGAAUAUCGCCACAUGUUGUUAAAGCUCCAAGCUCACAGCCCAGAGCUGAAGCUAAGCCGGAGACACAAACAACACCUCUUCGCCCCAGAGACCAGCGUGCACGUGAUAGACCGACUUUCACUCAGCGUGGUCCCAGACCUGAUGGUGUUGCAUCAUCUGAGUCACAAACGGGGAAACCACACUUGAGUUUUGUUAACAAAGGUGGCAGAGAUGUUGAAUCUGGUGACAUGGACAGCAGGCGGAUUGUCCGGUACCCUGACAGCCACCAGCUUUUUGUUGGCAACCUCCCACAUGACAUUGAUGAGAAUGAGCUCAAAGAGUUCUUCAUGACAUAUGGAAAUGUGGUGGAACUGCGAAUCAACACCAAGGGGGUUGGUGGGAAGUUACCAAACUUUGGAUUUGUGGUCUUUGAUGACUCUGAUCCUGUUCAAAGAAUCCUGGGGGCCAAGGUAGAAGGGCCCAUCAUGUUUCGAGGUGAGGUGCGCCUGAAUGUGGAGGAGAAGAAGACGAGGGCAGUGCGUGAACGAGAGACCCGAAGUGGCGAUGAACGCCGAGACAUGAGGCGCAGCGACCGGGGUUCUGGAGGUUCACGAGGCAUCGUGGGAAGCGGAAUGAUGCGUGAGCGUGAUGGAAGGGGACCGCCAUCUCGAGGUGGCAUGGCCCCUAAACCUGGCAUGGGCUCUGGAAGAGGCUCUGGUGGCCAAGGAGACGGCCGCUUCACAAACCAGCGCCGCUGAGAAGAGCACCACCUGCAGAGUGGAAGUAGUAUCGUGUUCUUCAUCUUCAACCGUUCUUGCUAAGGAAAAGAAAUCUUCAUGUAUAAAGUAUAUAUUUGUUUUUCUUUUUGUUUUUAAUUUUUUUUCUUUGUUUUGUUUUUGGUGUUCCCUCGUUUUGCUUUGGAAUGUGACAGCCUGUCAACCAAUUGUUUGUGAAAUAGACCAAACAAAAUAAGCAAACGCAAAUUUCGCUUAUUAUUUGUGAGCUGAGCAUCCUUGUCGGGUAUCUCAAGAAUUCACAAACUGUAAUUUGUAAAUUCACAAUAAAAGGCAAACCAACCAGGAGUAAUCUGCCACAUUAGGAGGGACUGAUAAGACUUUAAACUACAACACAGCCCAACAUUUUGAAAAGAGAUUAUAUGCCUUGACUUAAUAGGGGCAUUGCUUCACGAAAUCCUUCUAUUGCACAUUUUAUAUUGUAGUUUCCUGCCCGUUACUGUUGAAGUGUGAAAUGCAAAAUUUGUGCAGUUCCAGAGGGAAGGCGUGCUGUUUACUUUCCCCAUUUGAGAGACCACUGCUUCAAAGUUGCGUAAUGCACACAUCAGUAUGCACUAAUGGGUACUUUUGUCAUGUUACAUUGACAUCCAUCCUCGGGACACAGCUGGGGAGCCUCGUUUGGUCUCUCGGUGAUACGACUUACUGGGUCGGGCCUCUUUUACAGCCUGACUGCUGUGACCAAUGUACUUAUCACACUUUUGACCCAAAACUACGCUUCAAAUACUGUUGGAUGGACAAGAUGAAAAGCAAAUCUACAUUAUAUUUUUCCUCAUUUGUAAAUUAAAGUUUAAAAUCCUGGACUUUCACCAAAUGAGUGGGGGGACAGAGGAGGAGAAGUAGAAGAGUGGUAAUGAUGGAAGGCUCACUCCUUUUAUUUUUAUUUUUUUAAUUCCAAGCUUCUUUUUUUUUUAUGUUUUUCCUGCCAGCUUGACUGCGAAACUGGGAUGAACGAAACCUUCCCUCCCUUCUGUCUUGGGUGCGGAGUAACCGAAUAAAUGUACAGCAAAAAUCCUAAUUUACUGUACGUUUUGCUUUUCUGUGCAUAACUUCAUUUUUCUUGACUUGAUAAAAGCAUGAUGGUGCCUUCUAUUUCACCUUUUCCAGUCUUACUGAAGCGUGAAGCGGUUCGGGGCUCGCUGCCUCCUGGUAUACAGAGCUGCUUAUUUUGAACUUUAUUCUGCUAAGAGCAGACUUAAAAAUAAUACUCACAGUAUUCAUAAGAUUUAUGUUUAUCAGGUGCAUAUUUAAUUUUUCCAUACUGUUUUACUACCUAAGAUGAUCUGCUGUGAGUUUUGUACUCUUUAUUUUGUAAUUGUCUGUCCUGGGUUUUGUAGAGACAAUAGGUGCCUCAUAUUCUGUUUGUAAAAAGAUUAUUAGAGGUGCAUCUAAAGAACUUUCUCUAUCCCUUCUCAAAACAAAAACAAAACAAAUGGGGGAAAAAUAUGGUACAUACAAGAUGGUAACAGUGAAUGCUCGGUCCUUGGUUUAUCCGAUCAUGGCUCUGCAUGACCAUGAUUUCAUUGAGCUAAGGUUUAAACGGCUAAUCUGUGUGGUUCAGAUACUGGCUGACCUUCAGUCUUGAGUUUUUCGCACCUCAUGGCAACAUUUGGGUCGAUCCAUCGACUCACAAGGUUGUCGGUGUUUAUUUGUCAUGAACAGUUUUAUAAUCUGUGGGUGGGUUGGCCACAGCUGCAGCCCACAUUCAAGUAAAUAAUUGCUCACUUUUCUAUUGUCAAUGCAUUUGUAUUUUCAUACGCUGAUUCUUCGCUAUGCUUUAUUUUUUCUGUUUUUUCUUUUUUUUUAAACUUCAUUUAAGGCAAGUUGAAUUUUUGCGGAUGCCAAACUAGUUGGCGCCUGUCUUGUGCACAAGCAUCCUUUUGUGUUUUUACUGUUAGGUAGGUAAGUAGGGAGGGGAGGCCUUUGGUUUCAGCUGGAAAGGAAAACAUGGCAGAUGUUAUUGCUAUAAUUAUGCUAUCUUGCACUGAAAUGGGAAGUGAAAAUGAUGUAGCAUCUUCUUGACAAAUAUACCAAGGUCUUCCUUGUCUGGCGGUAUUGCACUGAUUCCAAUAUUUCUGGGACAAUCUGUUGGUCUGAACAAAGCCUUUUUUUUAAAUUUCUCAUCUGGCAGCGAACCAAUGCUCAGCAUAAAAAUGUUUACUCUUGCUCAUAAAAACAAUAAAAUGUACAGACAACAUAUUUAAGAUGGAUUCCUUGGUCUUGGCCGGUUGAGAUUAUUGUCAGAUUGGGUUUUCCGCAAAUAUUAAUAUACCAGGUUAUGACCUAAUGCUACAGAAAAAUGACCGCCCUUAGUCUGAGUGUGUGAAUACUUCUCAUGGGAGCCUCAACCUCAUUAUUUGUCAGGUAAUUACUUAAAAUGGUCAUUUGACUGCAGUCAUCCGUUUUUAUCACAGCAGCAGUCAAUGAGUGGUGAAGAGGAGCCAUCAUGCUUUCAGACCAAUCUUGGGCUUUUGUUUGAGUAAAAUGAUUGAGCAAAUAAACUUACAGUAAGAUAAUUGCUUUUUUCUGAGCUAUUUUAAAGACUUUCCCCUUCCCAAACUAAAGUAUUAUCACAUAAAAAUGCAAAUUAAUUUUCCUGUGAUUAAAAGUAAAAUUAGUGGUUCGUCCAUUGAGAAUCAUUCCAAUCCUUUCUGGGUGGAAACAGAAGUACCUUCUUGGCUUUAGCAGAUGUGAUGAACAGCUGGCUGCCUUCUUGAUUUUACUGUUUACCCUUUAACUUGUUGCUUGUUAAAAAAAAAGAAAAGAAACUGUUGCAGGUGGAGAAUUUGUUUUGGUUUUUUUCCCCCUUAGUUUAGAAUUUUUUUUUUAAAGUUUUUCCUUUACAUUCUGAAUGUGUUGGAUUUAAUAUACAAUAAACUACUGAUGACACCGCUCA